This is a messenger RNA of Pezoporus occidentalis (night parrot), 3099 nucleotides long. It is a transcript of the gene ERMARD, whose product is annotated as ER membrane associated RNA degradation. Lineage: Eukaryota; Metazoa; Chordata; Aves; Psittaciformes; Psittacidae. The record is from RefSeq and is a predicted model, not a curated record. The transcript has 18 exons. Bases 104 to 2104 code for a protein of 666 amino acids.
CCUCUUUUCCCCCACUGAUUUUGCUAUUCAUAACGACUGAAGGUCUUGGUUUUACUUGAAGUAGCAUAAUUUUCUCUGCAAACUCAGAAACUAUACAGAACAGAUGGCGUUGUCAGACUCAGUCACUACAUGUCUUUCUCUACCUGUGCAUUAUCUGAUUUGCAAAGUUGGAUUUGAGAAGAAAGACACCUAUGAUAUUAAUAAUAUUUUAUCUGAAAAUGGCGAAGUACGUUGGCAAGCUGUUGCAGAGCAUGUAUGUUACCUUGAAUCAGAUCAAAGUGUGGAUUAUAUCAAAAGUAUACGAUCAUUAGGACCUGUAUGUGAAUCUGUUUAUUUGCACUUCAAAUCUCUGACCAAGGAGCAAUUUGUAAUUCAGUAUGCAUUGUGGUUCCACUGGACAAACUGCACAGAGUUAUUUCUUGAAAUAUUUGAGGUUCUGCAAUAUACACAAACUACAGAAGUUGCUCUUGGAUUAAUGAAGCUAACAUCAUGCCUGGAACGAGCCUUGGGUGAUGUGUAUUUACUGAUUGGUAAAGAUUGCCCUUUCCUUCUAAGAGACUUGCUUGCUUCUGAGCAGCUUGCAGUUGUCUUUGGACAAGCUGUAAUGAAUGUACUGAGGGUGUUCAUUGGAUCUCCAUAUGGUCUGAACCUUCGUAAUGUUUUGUGGCAUGGGUUUGCAUCCCCAAAAGAAAUUCCUGCAAAAUAUUGUGCUAUGCUGCUUUUUUUAACUGCAGGAUUGGGUCAGUUGUUACAGACGUAUCUUCUACAAAAUAAAUGCAUUUUACUACAUCGACCUUACGUGAUCUUCGUUAGCUUAGAGGAGCUUGAUAUAUUUCCAGAUCUUAAUCAUGAAGCAGUUUCCAUAGCUGAAGAGCUAGUAAACCUGUCCAGUUUUGUAUUAAAAACAAUGAUACCAUUUUGGAUGGCUGCUUUAACAGCUUUCAAGCAAAGCAGGUAUGCUGACUGUGUGAUUCUCUUACUUCCUCAGCUGGAAGUUGGACUUAGACUGCUUUUCACUACAACCAAUAAAUGUCCAAAUCGAUUGCUAACAGCUGAGUCUUCUGCUCUCUACACCACUUUCGAUGAGAUGCUAGCAAAGCAUUUGGAUAAUGAAGAAGUCAACCAGCUCCCCGCAGUUCUUGAGGAGCCGGCCAUGGAAUUUCUUUGGGAUUUCUUGAGCCACCAGGAGGGUCCACGUAUAAGAGAUCGUUUAAGCCAUGGAGAGAUCAAUCUAGAAGCAUUUCCCAGAGAAGUAGCUAAUCAGAUAGUUGCAUUUGCAAUUACUCUUCUCUGCAGAUUCUCAGAUGAGGAUAUGUUUGCUUUUAAGGAACACAUGGUCAUAAAACCACUGAUGAAGUGUGCAAGUUGCUACUGUUCUCGAUUUCAUCCAAUUUCCCGACUCAAGAAACAGGUACUGGAAUGUAUGAAGAGCAUUCACUUAUGGCCUGAAUUGCCAACAGUGCCUGAAGAGCAUGUUCAGACAACUAAAGGAUUGGAAGGAAAUACAGAAGCUAGUACUUUAAUUUUUAUAAUAUCUGAAAUUCUAUCUCAGUUGCAAGAAUACAUGCCCCAGAAUUGCUGUAGUUCAGAUGAUCCAAUCAAUAAUGUCCUAACAGAGAGGCUGUUGACUGAACUCUGUGAUACACGUAUUUGCACACUUUAUUCUCCGAGACCUGUUCUGGAAAUACUGGUGGUACUCCGUAAAAUAAGCACACAGUGCCAUCAAGUGUCUGAACAAGUUAUUGCCAGCACAGAGUUGAGAUACAAACAGUGCGUGAGCAAGACUCUACGUUCUCGUCAGAGGCAUAACUAUCUACGAAUGUUGAGCAGCAUUAAAUUUUUGUCUCCAGUGUUGCGGCUCAUCUUAGUGUUGAUGACUCUGGAACUAGUCAACAUUCACUCGGUUUGUAAGAAGAAUCCUUCAGAUUAUCAGCAGUAUCUAAAGUUUUUGAAGUCAGUGUUGCAGUAUACUGAGAACUUGGUGACAUACACCAGCCCCAACAAAAACAAGUGGGAUGAAACCCUGGAGCUUACAAACAAGACUUUGAUAAAAAUCAAGAGAAUCAGUGACAGAAAGCUAAUGUUAAUGCAGCUAGCUACAUAAUGGCUUUAAGGUUAUUUGGACAUUGUUAUAUCUUAAAAAUUAUGGAGUCCUCAAGUUUGAUGAGUCUAAUUCAAAGUCAGACAUCAUGAGUCACUGUCAAAGUUUGGAUGCAAAAUUUACUCUUUUUAUUCGAAGGUGACUGUUGAGACUGGAGUUGUUAUGAUCAAGCUUCUGAAGAACAGACUGUUUGCUAAAUCCAGUGAUAAAGAUUUACUGAACUAAAUCAGGAUGAUGCAAGUUCUACUUUAUGUGUUUUGUAGCUUGGACUUUUGUUGUUUGGUUGUUUUCUUGUCAUUUUCUAUUGUUAUUGUAUUUUUCUACUGAAAAUAUUGAAGAAGAGGGUGUGAAUUAAAGCUCUGGAAAAUUUUAAAUGCAAAAAGUAAUUUUUUACUUUAAAAUAUACUGGAAAUUAUGUUAGACACUGGCAAACGGGUUAAGAAAUGAUGAACGUUUAGCAGAAGGUAGUGUUCAUUGGCAGCUGUGCUGCUUGUUAGUUCAAAACAGAAUCGGAUCUUGCACUGAGGUAGAGCUGAUAACGUAGUAACCAGCUGUUGAUGUACUAGGAUUUAAAGGAGACAGGGUGGAAUAACUUUUGCACAAUAUGUGUUUCUUUAAUUUCAUCUGCUCUUCCCCAAUAAAUAUCUAGUUAGUUAGUAAAUAAUCUCCUUCAGAAUAAAUGAGCACUUGUACGUAGUCACAGUCACAAAUGUAUUAUGGUUCAAAAAGUUACCGUCUUGUUGCACACAACAUCAAUUUGAAUAACUUGUUUUUUCAAAAUAAAUUCUUCCCCUUUCUCAUCUCCAAAGAGUAGAAUUUCAGAGGAAUGCAGCAGUUGAAGAACAGAUUCACGAAAGAUCCCCGAUCUCUAUCCAUUUGCUUUCUCCUGAGGAGAGUAAAACCAGAGGGUAAUGUCUGGAGAAUGUUUGGCUAUACAAAGGAUCACAGAUUCAAGUUACUUUUUAAUAAGAUUCUUUGCAGUGUUUCUUGACUGGAAA